GUUCCAGAACUGAGGGAUUCUUCAAAACUUCAUGAUUCUCUCUAUAAUGAGGAUUGUACUUUCCAACAGCUUGGAACUUACAUUGAUUCUAUCAGAGAUCCUGUCCAUAACAGAGUCACCCUAGAACUGAGUAAUGGCUCCAUGGUUAGGAUCACUGUUCCUGAAAUUGCCACCUCUGAGUUAGUACAAACAUGUUUGCAAACAAUUAAGUUUAUCCUGCCAAAAGAAAUAGCAGUUCAGAUGCUUGUCAAGUGGUACAAUGUCCACAGUGCUCCAGUAGGACCCAGUUAUCACUCAGAGUGGAAUUUAUUUGUGACUUGUCUCAUGAACGUGAUGGGUUUUAACACAGACCGCUUAGCAUGGACUAGAAAUUUUGACUUUGAAGGAUCACUUUCCCCUGUCAUUGCACCCAAAAAAGCAAGGCCUUCUGAGACUGGAUCUGAUGAUAAGUUGAGAGGAUUCUAUUUUGCAAAGCUGUAUUAUGAAGCUAAAGAAUAUGAUCUUGCUAAAAAAUACGUAUGUACUUACCUUAGUGUGCAAGAGAGGGAUCCCAGAGCUCACAGAUUUCUGGGUCUUCUUUAUGAAUUGGAAGAAAACACAGAGAAAGCCGUUGAAUGUUACAGGCGUUCACUGGAAUUAAACCCACCACAAAAAGAUCUUGUGUUGAAGAUUGCAGAAUUGCUUUGUAAAAAUGAUGUUACUGAUGGAAGAGCAAAAUACUGGGUUGAAAGGGCAGCGAAACUUUUCCCAGGAAGUCCUGCAAUUUAUAAACUAAAGGAACAUCUUCUAGAUUGUGAAGGUGAAGAUGGAUGGAAUAAACUUUUUGACUGGAUUCAGUCAGAACUUUAUGUAAGACCUGAUGACGUCCAUAUGAACAUCCGGCUAGUGGAGUUGUAUCGCUCAAAUAAAAGAUUGAAGGAUGCUGUGGCCCGCUGCCAUGAGGCAGAGAGGAACAUAGCUUUGCGUUCAAGUUUAGAGUGGAAUUCGUGUGUUGUACAGACCCUUAAGGAAUAUCUGGAGUCUUUACAGUGUUUGGAGUCUGAUAAAAGUGACUGGCGAGCAACCAAUACAGACUUACUGCUGGCCUAUGCUAAUCUUAUGCUUCUUACGCUUUCCACUAGAGAUGUGCAGGAAAGUAGAGAAUUACUGGAAAGUUUUGAUAGUGCUCUUCAGUCUGCAAAAUCUUCUUUGGGUGGAAAUGAUGAACUGUCAGCUACUUUCUUAGAAAUGAAAGGACAUUUCUACAUGCAUGCUGGUUCUCUGCUCUUGAAGAUGGGUCAGCAUGGUAAUAAUGUUCAAUGGCAAGCUCUUUCUGAGCUGGCUGCAUUGUGCUAUGUCAUAGCAUUUCAGGUUCCAAGACCAAAGAUUAAAUUAAUAAAAGGUGAAGCUGGACAAAAUCUGCUGGAAAUGAUGGCCUGUGACCGACUGAGCCAAUCAGGGCAUAUGUUGCUAAACUUAAGUCGUGGCAAGCAAGAUUUUUUAAAAGAGGUUGUUGAAACUUUUGCCAACAAAAGCGGGCAGUCUGUGUUAUAUAAUGCUCUGUUUUCUAGUCAGUCAUCUAAGGAUACAUCUUUUCUUGGUAGCGAUGAUAUUGGAAACAUUGAUGUACAAGAACCAGAGCUUGAAGAUUUGGCUAGAUACGAUGUUGGUGCUAUUCAAGCACAUAAUGGUAGUCUUCAGCACCUUACUUGGCUUGGCUUACAGUGGAAUUCAUUGCCUGCUUUACCUGGAAUCCGAAAAUGGCUAAAACAGCUUUUCCAUCAUUUGCCCCAGGAAACCUCAAGGCUUGAAACAAAUGCACCUGAAUCAAUAUGUAUUUUAGAUCUUGAAGUAUUUCUCCUUGGAGUAGUAUAUACCAGCCACUUACAAUUAAAGGAGAAAUGUAAUUCUCACCACAGCUCCUAUCAGCCGUUAUGCCUGCCCCUUCCUGUGUGUAAACGGCUUUGUACAGAGAGACAAAAAUCUUGGUGGGAUGCGGUUUGUACUCUGAUUCACAGAAAAGCAGUACCUGGAAACUCAGCAGAAUUGAGACUUGUAGUUCAGCAUGAAAUAAACACUCUAAGAGCCCAGGAAAAACAUGGCCUUCAACCUGCUCUGCUUGUACAUUGGGCAAAAUGCCUUCAGAAAAUGGGCAGGGGUCUUAAUUCUUCUUAUGAUCAACAAGAAUACAUAGGGAGAAGUGUUCAUUAUUGGAAGAAAGUUUUGCCAUUGUUGAAGAUAAUAAAGAAGAACAGUAUUCCUGAACCUAUUGAUCCUCUGUUUAAACAUUUUCAUAGUGUAGACAUUCAGGCAUCAGAAAUUGUUGAGUAUGAAGAAGAUGCACACAUAACUUUUGCUAUAUUGGAUGCAGUACAUGGAAAUAUAGAAGAUGCUGUGACUGCUUUUGAAUCUAUAAAAAGUGUUGUUUCUUAUUGGAAUCUUGCACUGAUUUUUCACAGGAAAGCAGAAGACAUUGAAAAUGAUGCCGUUUUUCCUGAAGAACAAGAAGAAUGCAAAAAUUAUCUGAGAAAGACCAGGGACUACCUAAUAAAGAUUAUAGAUGACAGUGAUUCAAAUCUUUCAGUGGUCAAGAAAUUGCCUGUGCCCCUGGAGUCUGUAAAAGAGAUGCUUAAGUCAGUCAUGCAGGAACUCGAAGACUAUAGUGAAGGAGGUCCUCUCUAUAAAAAUGGUUCUUUGCGAAAUGCAGAUUCAGAAAUAAAACAUUCUACACCAUCUCCUACCAAAUAUUCACUAUCACCAAGUAAAAGUUACAAGUAUUCUCCCAAAACACCACCUCGAUGGGCAGAAGAUCAGAAUUCUUUACGGAAAAUGAUUUGCCAAGAAGUAAAGGCCAUUACGAAACUAAAUAGCAGUAAGUCAGCAUCCCGUCAUCGUUGGCCCACAGAGAAUUAUGGACCAGACUCGGUGCCUGAUGGAUAUCAGGGGUCACAGACAUUUCAUGGGGCUCCACUAACAGUUGCAACUACUGGCCCUUCAGUAUAUUAUAGUCAGUCACCAGCAUAUAAUUCCCAGUAUCUUCUCAGACCAGCAGCUAAUGUUACUCCCACAAAGGGUUCUUCUAAUACAGAAUUUAAGUCAACCAAAGAAGGAUUUUCCAUCGCUGUGUCUGCUGAUGGAUUUAAAUUUGGCAUUUCGGAACCAGGAAAUCAAGAAAAGAAAAGUGAAAAGCCUCUUGAAAAUGAUACUGGCUUCCAGGCUCAGGAUAUUAGUGGCCAGAAGAAUGGCCGUGGUGUGAUUUUUGGCCAAACAAGUAGCACUUUUACAUUUGCAGAUGUUGCAAAAUCAACUUCAGGAGAAGGAUUUCAGUUUGGCAAAAAAGACCCCAAUUUCAAGGGAUUUUCAGGUGCUGGAGAAAAAUUAUUCUCAUCACAAUGCGGUAAAAUGGCCAAUAAAGCAAACACUUCCGGUGACUUUGAGAAAGAUGAUGAUGCCUGUAAGACUGAGGACAGCGAUGACAUCCAUUUUGAACCAGUAGUUCAAAUGCCUGAAAAAGUAGAACUUGUAACAGGAGAAGAAGGUGAAAAAGUUCUGUAUUCACAGGGGGUAAAACUAUUUAGAUUUGAUGCUGAGAUAAGUCAGUGGAAAGAAAGGGGCUUGGGGAACUUAAAAAUUCUCAAAAAUGAGGUCAAUGGCAAACCAAGAAUGCUGAUGCGAAGAGACCAAGUACUAAAAGUGUGUGCUAAUCAUUGGAUAACAACUACAAUGAACCUGAAGCCCCUCUCUGGAUCAGAUAGAGCAUGGAUGUGGUUAGCCAGUGAUUUCUCUGAUGGUGAUGCCAAACUAGAGCGGUUGGCAGCACAAUUUAAAACACCAGAGCUGGCUGAAGAAUUCAAGCAGAAAUUUGAGGAAUGCCAGCGGCUUCUGUUAGACAUACCACUUCAAACUCCCCAUAAACUUGUAGAUACUGGCAGAGCUGCCAAGCUAAUACAGAGAGCUGAAGAAAUGAAGAGUGGACUGAAAGAUUUCAAAACGUUUUUGACAAAUGAUCAAACAAAAGUCACUGAGGAAGAAAAUAAGGGUUCAGGUACAGGUGCAGCCGGUGCCUCAGACACAACAAUAAAACCCAAUCCUGAAAACACUGGGCCCACAUUAGAAUGGGAUAACUAUGAUUUAAGGGAAGAUGCUUUGGAUGAUAAUGUUAGUAGUAGCUCAGUACAUGAUUCUCCGUUGGCAAGUAGCCCUGUGAGAAAAAAUAUUUUCCGCUUUGAUGAGUCAACAACAGGAUUUAACUUCAGUUUUAAAUCUGCUUUGAGUCUAUCUAAGUCUCCUGCCAAGUUGAAUCAGAGUGGGACUUCAGUUGGCACUGAUGAAGAAUCUGAUGUUACUCAAGAAGAAGAGAGAGAUGGACAGUACUUUGAACCUGUUGUUCCUUUACCUGAUCUAGUUGAAGUAUCCAGUGGUGAGGAAAAUGAACAAGUUGUUUUUAGUCACAUGGCAGAACUCUACAGAUAUGAUAAAGAUGUUGGUCAAUGGAAAGAAAGGGGCAUUGGUGAUAUAAAGAUUUUACAGAAUUAUGAUAAUAAGCAAGUUCGUAUAGUGAUGAGAAGGGACCAAGUAUUAAAACUUUGUGCCAAUCACAGAAUAACUCCAGACAUGAGUUUGCAAAAUAUGAAAGGGACAGAAAGAGUAUGGGUGUGGACUGCAUGUGAUUUUGCAGAUGGAGAAAGAAAAGUAGAGCAUUUAGCUGUUCGUUUUAAACUACAGGAUGUUGCAGACUCAUUUAAGAAAAUUUUUGAUGAAGCAAAAACAGCCCAGGAAAAAGAUUCUUUGAUAACACCUCAUGUUUCUCGGUCAAGCACUCCCAGAGAGUCACCAUGUGGCAAAAUUGCUGUAGCUGUAUUAGAAGAAACCACAAGAGAGAGGACAGAUGUUAUUCAGGGUGAUGAUGUAGCAGAUGCAGCUUCAGAAGUUGAAGUGUCUAGCACAUCUGAAACAACAACAAAAGCAGUGGUUUCUCCUCCAAAGUUUGUAUUUGGUUCAGAGUCUGUUAAAAGAAUUUUUAGUAGUGAAAAAUCAAACCCAUUUGCAUUUGGCAACAGUUCUGCCACUGGGUCUUUGUUUGGAUUUAGUUUUAAUGCACCUUUGAAAAGUAACGAUAGUGAAACUAGUUCAGUAGCCCAGAGUGGAUCUGAAAGCAAAGUGGAACCUAAAAAAUGUGAACUGUCAAAGAACUCUGAUAUCGAACAGUCUUCAGAUAGCAAAGUCAAAAAUCUCUCUGCUUCCUUUCCAAUGGAAGAAUCUUCAAUCAACUACACAUUUAAAACACCAGAAAAGGAGCCUCCAUUAUGGCAUGCUGAAUUUACCAAAGAAGAAUUGGUUCAGAAGCUCAGUUCCACCACAAAAAGUGCAGAUCAGUUAAACGGCCUGCUUCGGGAAACAGAGGCAACCAGUGCAGUCCUUAUGGAGCAAAUUAAGCUUCUCAAAAGUGAAAUAAGAAGAUUGGAAAGGAAUCAAGAGGAGUCUGCAGCUAACGUGGAACACUUGAAGAACGUCUUGCUGCAGUUCAUUUUCUUGAAGCCAGGUAGUGAGAGAGAGAGCCUUCUUCCUGUUAUAAAUACGAUGUUGCAGCUCAGCCCUGAAGAAAAGGGAAAACUUGCUGCGGUUGCUCAAGGUCUUCAAGAAACCUCCAUACCCAAGAAAAAAUAGAAAGCAACCAUGUUCUACUAUGGUGCCAAAAAUAGUUGAACAUCGACAUCAAAAAGAUUCUUUCUGUCUGCUUAUUCACAUAUUCUGGUUUGAAUUAAAAGUGAUGAAAUUAUCCUAAAUACAGUUGGCCCUCUGUAUCCAUGGGUUCCACAUCCACAAAUUCAACCAACUGUGGAUGGAAAAGACUUGAAAAAGAUGAGAGAAAAUAACAAUAUGACAAUAAAACAUAAUACAAAUAAAAACAAUACAGUAUAACAACGAUUACAUAGCAUUUACAUUAUAUUAGGGAUUGCACAAGAGAAGGUAUGUAGGUUAUAUGCAAAUACUGCACCAUUUUACAUAAGGGACUUGAGAAGCAUGGAUUUUGGUAGCCACAGGGGUCCUGGAACCAAUCCCUCACAGACACAGACGGACACUUUACAGUAGAUGAACACAAAGAUGAAAGGAAAAGUCUGACCUAGGUCUGCGGGGAGAAGUGGAACUCCAUUUUUGACAGGUGAUGCCAUUUUUUGUUUUGGACAUCGUCCCUCUGUAGUUCUUUCCAUUCCCAGUCUUGCACUCUGAAAGAUACACUGAAGGAAAGUCCACACAGUGGUCAAAGUCUUUCACAAGACACCACGUGAAGGUCUGCACAGCACAGUCACAUUGAGAAAAAGAUCUCAUGCACCAGACCCCCUGUUUCUGCUUUCUAAAAGAUCAUCUUUUGCACCUGCAAAAAGGCUGCAGUAAACUGGGCCAUUCCAUACUUUGAUUCAUGUAUUCAAAUGCUACUUAUGAGCUCUCUGUGUAUUGAGCCCCACCAGGAUGCUGGGGACACACGGGGCACAGUGCAGCCAGAGGCUUGGCCAUCAUAGAGCUCACAUUCUAGUGGAAUCAGACAGGGGGGUUACAGGAAAUAUUCAAGUAAACAAUAUAAAAUGAGAUCACUUAAUGAUGAUACAUGGAUACAUGUUACAUACAUGAUGAGACAGAGUAAGAGAAUGGGGAAAGGGUUUUUAGAUGGGGGAAUGGCAGGCUUUUCCGAGGCUGAAAGAGAUCCAACCCACUUCUAUUUCUUCAGGCUCCCAGUGAUAUGAAAAAGUGCCAAACAGGACUAUAAAAUUGUGGUCUACUGUAAAUGGUUUGCAGUAAAAGUUCUCAACCAGCUUCCACUCAACCAACUCACCAGUUAGACAAUGGGCCCUCUCCUGUGUUUAAAACAGUCCGGUGCCCACCUGGGUCCACAUGCAGCUGGCAGGUGUUUGCUAGUGUGCCCACCCAUGUCUGUUCCCCCCACGUGAGUUAUGUGCUUACAACGAGUCGUUUCUUUGCAUUUUCCAACUUUCUUACAUUUAUAUUUAAUUAAAGAUGAUCUAAACUGAGAAAUGAAUGUGAAAAGAAACAAAGCUCUUUUUUGUUUGGUUUUUAACUAAAUUAAAUGUUUUUAACAAGU
This is a messenger RNA of Homo sapiens (human), 7078 nucleotides long. RefSeq names its product RANBP2 like and GRIP domain containing 2 (gene RGPD2). The record is from RefSeq and is a predicted model, not a curated record. The coding region runs from base 142 to 5646 and encodes 1834 amino acids. Gene Ontology annotation, cellular component: Golgi apparatus. NCBI's taxonomy places the organism in Eukaryota, Metazoa, Chordata, Mammalia, Primates, Hominidae. The transcript is spliced from 26 exons.